GUGGCCUGAUGGCCUCAUAAAAUUUGAGGACAUUUUUCUCCAUUAACUAAUAUAAAUAGACGGCAAUAAUUAGUGGAGCUGUGUAAAAUUUCACCUGACUAUCUACUUUGGCCACCAUGUACAGCAUAUCGUCUUAUCUCCUCAAAUUGCCAAAGGAUUUGGCUACAUUGCGUCGAAUCACAUUGAUCACCGAGGCAGCCAAACCUUUGCUUGCUUCGAAUUCGCAUAAUUUGGUUCGUGAAUAUCACGACUACAAGAAAACUGAUAAUAAAGAAAGCCUGCGUCAAAGGUCGUAUAGAUAUUUAAGUUAUUCCUUGUUGUUUGGUGCUGCUACAUACACAUCAUAUAAACUCUGGAUACGGUUCCAAGUGUUUCCCUCAAUAACCGCCGCAGAGCAGCUAGUUGAAUCAGACAACGAAGAUGCGGAUAUCAAAAAGAAAAGGUAUAGGAAGGAAAAAAUUGGAUUCAGAGAUAGGAAGAUUAUUGAAUAUGAGAACAGAAUGAGGUCAUACUCUACACCUGACAAAAUUUUCCGAUACUUUGCCACUGUCAAAUUAACAGUUGGUGACAGCACGGAAGUUUACAUGACUCCUGAUGACUUUUUACGAGCUAUCACGCCUGGCAUGAAACAACCUGACGGGUUGGGACUUGAUCAAUAUCGGAGAUACGACCCUAAGAGCAUCAGCCAACGCUUGAACUUGGAUCUCGACGAGGAUUCGAUCUUCUACAAGCUGGGUUCGUCGGGUCUCAUCACCUUCAGCGACUACAUAUUUUUGCUGACUGUACUGUCAACAUCCCGCCGCCACUUCGAGAUUGCGUUCCGCAUGUUCGACCUCAACGGGGACGGCGACGUAGAUUGCGAGGAGUUCGAGAAAGUUGCCGCUUUGAUUCGACAACAGAGCAGCAUUGGAUCUAGACACAGGGAUCACGCCAACACUGGCAACACUUUCAAGGGUAUCAAUUCUGCGCUCACGACAUACUUCUUCGGACCGAAGCUAAACGAGAAGCUGACUAUAGAGAAGUUCCUCGACUUUCAACAUCAGUUGCAGAAAGAGAUCUUAUCCCUCGAGUUCCAGAGAAAACAGCCGGAUGAAAAUGGACGUAUCACCGAGGCGGAUUUCGCUGAGUUACUGCUGGCAUACGCCGGUUACCCCGCUAAGAAGAAGGCCAGAAUGCUCAAACGCGUUAAAAAAGCUUUCCGCGACCACGGCGUGGGCAUCACCAAAGAAGACUACCUAUCGUUCUUUCACCUUCUUAACAACAUCAACGACGUCGACACGGCACUGACGUUUUACCAUAUCGCGGGCGCGUCCAUAGACCAGCCCACUCUUAGACACGUCGCGAGGACUGUCGCCCGUGUGGACUUAGACGCGCACGUUGUAAACGUGGUCUUCACUAUUUUUGAUGAAAACAUGGACGGUCAACUGUCCAACCGCGAGUUCGUGGCGGUGAUGAAGAACCGCCUUCUCCGAGGCCUCGAAAAGCCCAAGGACACCGGCUUCGUCAAAUUGAUGCACUCUCUCAUCAAGUGCGCUAGGGACACUAAACCUGCCAUAUUGGAUUUUUAAAGGUUGUUGAUUCGACUUUUCCUCGACCUAGACGAACCUCGGCCUCCCACUACCGCCAUACUUUUAUAGAACACACUCAGGGCCACUUGCACCAUUGCGGGGUUAAGCGGUUAAACAGUUUACCCAGUGUCAAAUUGUACUGGAAACCAUGGGAACUUCAGGUUUAACCGGUUAACCCCGGGUUAGUGGAAUGGUGCAAGUGGCGCUUAGAUAUUAUCAUAUUGCAAAAAUGGCCACCCUAUAAAAUCAUCUUUUUGUAUUUUUAUCUAGCAGAAAUUUUUGGGGCUAAGGAAGCAAUGAGGCUUAAAUUGUGGAUUUUUUAAUCUUGACCGUUAGAGGGUUAAGCAACAACUUAAGCAGGAGAAGGUUUUUUUAUCGGCCCGACUCGCUAUUUUCUGGGCCUCGACAAGCCUCGGCCGCCUAAGCUUCUCUUCAGGCGAUCCCUUUGCCGGCUUUGAUAACAACUAUUAAUACCGUGACUAAUAAUGACGUAAAAACUAAGGGGUUACAUCUAUCCUUUCAGACACAUUCUACUAUCUUGCUGCUAAGAGCGACAGAGAAAUAACAUAUACUUUUUUCCGUCUCACUUAGCAUAAGAUAACAUAGACAUAGUAUAUACAAGUAGUUAUAGACGCGCCACCGAGCGACCGGGGGUAAGAGAAAAAAUAUUCAUAUAAAAUUUGGGCAGCAUAGGAUUUUUUCUCUUUCACUCUUAUAAAUUUCGGUAUUUCGUUAUCGCCUUAUACCUAUGAUGCCACCCGGUCGGUGAUAAGGACAAAGCAUGGCACUAUUUUCUCUUUCCUCUUAUAGAAAUCGCAAUAAGACUAUUUUUCUCUUUCAAAGACAAAGGCGACAGGAUAGAUGUAAUAACUCCUAUUGUUCCUUUUUAUGCAGGGAAUCCGAUAUAUCAUAGAAAAUUUUAUUGACUAUUUGCUCUUCCCAAAUUUUUACAUUAGUCGCCGAACUUUUAUUCAAUCGUAUGUAUGUAUAAUAUUGUCUUCGGUUACCGCGAUAGUUACUCAUGAAAUAAAACUAUGAAAACGGAUUAUAUCGCGUAUAUUGAAUUUAUAAUACAUCCCGACGUUUCGAACUCUUUACAGCGUUCGUGGUCAACGGAUGACUGAAUAUAGUAGAGUAUUUAUUUCAUGCGUUUGUAUGUAAUUAAGUUAGAAUUAGAACCACCUCUCGAGAGUUGGAAAAGCCUAACAGGGCUUCGCCAAAAAGACUUAAAAGGGCUAUGCUAUACAAGUAUUAAUUUUAUUAGAAACUACGAUCUGCAAAGAAUCUUAUUAAAUAAUAGGAAAACUCAUUGUUCAUUGGCUACAUACUAUGCGCUCCUUAAAACGAUAUAAAUCAAAUAUAGUUUGGCAAGCCAAUUUCGUUAGUAGAAAAAGGCGGUAAUUCUAAAAAAAUAUAUGUUGUUCUCUAACUUUGAAAGGCUAGGCGCCUUUGACCAACUCUAAGGGCAAGCAGUACGUGCUUGCACCUCCUAUACGAAUCUUUUACUGGAUUACGGUAUAGUUAUAAUUUAUACUAUAUAUAAAUUAUGAACUG
Cydia strobilella is the source of this 3122-nucleotide messenger RNA. RefSeq names its product calcium uptake protein 1 homolog, mitochondrial-like (gene MICU1). The record is from RefSeq and is a predicted model, not a curated record. The transcript has 10 exons. Gene Ontology annotation, biological process: mitochondrial calcium ion homeostasis; calcium import into the mitochondrion. The coding region runs from base 117 to 1568 and encodes 483 amino acids. Lineage: Eukaryota; Metazoa; Arthropoda; Insecta; Lepidoptera; Tortricidae. Gene Ontology annotation, cellular component: uniplex complex. Gene Ontology annotation, molecular function: calcium ion binding.